Guillardia theta CCMP2712 is the source of this 1539-nucleotide messenger RNA. RefSeq lists its product as hypothetical. Bases 1 to 1539 code for a protein of 512 amino acids. The transcript has 11 exons. The record is from RefSeq and is a predicted model, not a curated record. NCBI's taxonomy places the organism in Eukaryota, Cryptophyceae, Pyrenomonadales, Geminigeraceae.
AUGCGCUCUUUUCUUGUUCUGCUUGUGACCUCAGGAGCGUUACUUCUACCUGCUUGUUGCUUGAAUGCAAGGCCUUUAUUAGUUCCAAGCUCAGCGCUUAGACUGCGUGGAGGCUCCGGUGUCCUCCAGAAUGAAGGCUCGACGUAUCAGGCCUUGUCGUCGUCUCUCGCUCCCCAGUCAGAUAUGGAUGACAUCGAUAAGGAUAUCUUUCUUGGCGACUUGUACCGCCUACAGGCAGGAGAAUACGACUAUGACCCGCAGGAGAUGAUCAAGAUAGAAGAGAUGCUGGAAGAGGAAUCGGCUCGCUCUCAGCUCCUGCAGCAAUUCAUGAUGCUCCAGGACAUUCGCUUGGAGGCUCAAAUGCCGGGAGGAGACAACUGCUCCUACGCUGACUCUUGGUUCGCCGGCUCCCUGUGGGAUGACCCGGACGACGAGUUCUCAUGGACACGAUCAGCAUGGAUGCAGUGCCAGCGGGCAACGUGCUGGAGGGAGAUGCCACCUGUGUGGAAGAGGAUGGUGAAGCAGCAGUGGGAGGAGCUGCAAGAAUUCGUAGCUGCGCUCUGCCUCCCCGACAAGGGGGUCAAGUCUGCACGUUACCUGGAAUUCCAGCAGGAGAUCCGACGGUUGCAGAUCGCCUUUGCUGCCAACGUCAACCGCGUUGCUUCUCACUUGGAGCAAGGCUCUCUCAAGGAGGAAGUCACUAGAAAAGCGCAGGAGGCAGAGAAGAUCACUUCCUACCUCAACGAGGAACCCAGAGCCGAGUCAAUCUUCUCUUGGGUUAUGUCCAAGACUGGCCACAUCAUUCGCAAGGCCUUCGACGCGGAGACGGAGGAGGACAAGAUCAACGCAUACCGCCCUACGGACGUGCAGCUCUUUGGCAUUUCUCUCUUUAACACCAAGGACCCCCUGUCGGAUCGCCUGUGGAACAUGGGAUCUAGCCAAGGAGACACUAUCACCGCAUGGCCCUUGAAGGCUGCUGCCUGGGUUGCAAAGAAACUUGAGCGAGAAGGCAUCCUCCCCUCCUCCCCAAAAGCUCCUCUCUUCUCUGAAACCCACUCCCUCCUCAACACAACGAAGGUCCAGCAGAAGCUAGCAAAGGGAGAAAUCGAUCUGCGCAAGUUUAACGCUCUUGAUUAUCUUCACGAUUACGCCGCAAGAAACUUCGAGCACCACAACGAUACCUGGCAUGAGGUGAAGGAAGACUUCGAGCUCGAGCAUGCGAUGCAGGAGACGCAGAAGGAGGAGUCAGAGUUCCCCCUGCAGACCAUCUUCACCCUCGAGGAGCUGGAGGCUGCCAUGACCAAGAAGGUUCCCAUGGUCAAGGAGCUUGUCUUCGGUCAGCCCGAGCCAUCAACCGAUGAGAUGGAGGAGCUGAUCAGCAACAUCUCGUCUCUUGAGAUCGCGGAGCCCAGGGAGCAGAUACAGCAGCUGUUUGCAACCCAUGCAGGAGGAGAAGUCAGGAUUGUGGCUAAAGCCCUCGACAAACCAAUCCCGUCCAACAUCAGUUCUCAGGGACUGGAUGGACGAUCCCAACGCUGA